Molecule: messenger RNA, 3923 nt
Organism: Carcharodon carcharias (great white shark)
Lineage: Eukaryota; Metazoa; Chordata; Chondrichthyes; Lamniformes; Lamnidae
Product: zinc finger CW-type PWWP domain protein 1-like
Exons: 11
Coding region: 1-1260 (419 amino acids)
Cellular component (GO): nucleus
Molecular function (GO): zinc ion binding
Source: RefSeq, a predicted model, not a curated record
AUGCAGCUUUCUGACUCAGAUAAUUAUGUCGCCUGGGUUCAGUGCAGCAAGAAAAUAUGUGGGAAGUGGAGACGGCUGGAAGACAAUGUGGAUCCAGCAACUCUGCCAGAGGACUGGAUAUGCAGUCAGAAUCCAGAUCCUCUGUACAAUAUGUGCGACCUACCAGAGGAGGUUUGGGAUGGAAGAGAGAAUGACGUUAUUUAUGCUGAGCUGGUUCCUGGUUCCAUAGUGUGGGCAAAGCAGCUUGGAUAUCCAUGGUGGCCUGGGAUGGUGGAACAUGAUCCUCAGACUGGGAAAUACUUUAUGUUCACAAACGACUCAGAUCAGUUUCCGUCAAAAUAUCAUGUUACAUUUUUCGACACGACGGUAAGCCAUGCAUGGAUCUCUGUACCACUGAUAAAGAGUUUCCAGGAAAUUCCUCAAGAGAAAAACGUGGCAAAACGUGAUUUCACCAAGAGGAUCAAUGCUGGAAAGAAGAUGGCUGAAGAGGCUCAGGAAGUGAAAAUACAGGACCGAAUAUCCCACUUUGGUUUUGCUGUCAGAUACAAGAGAGAUGGAGAUACUGAACUUUCUGAAGACAAUUCCAGUCAGGAAUCACUGGAGAUUCCCUGCAAUAUCAAGGACGCAAAAAGACCUAAGCUCGGGAAGAAAGAGGAUAUCUGGAAUGAGGACUGUGCAGAGAAGGAGCCUACUGUGGCCGAAACCCAUCAGCUGACAGCCAGAAAGGAAAAAGGCGGCCAUGGCAUCAGCGCUGGCCCAAAGAGACAGAGGAAACAGGAAUCUCCACUACAGCUCGUGAGGAAGGCAUUUCCGAAUCAGCCCAAGCGGUUUAGAGAUCCCACGGUGAAAAGGGACAGCGCUGGGGACAGUCGGAAAGUUGCUGAGAAAUCGGCAGUCUCAAAUGGGAUUAAAGAGCUGGAUAUGGGUCCCCUGAAAGCCAAGUUGACUGAGGACAAAGUCACAAGGCAUGGUCACGUUAAGAGAAAUUCUUGCCUAAAUCCUGACCUCUGCAACAUGGAGUUGGCCAUCUCAUCUGAUCCAAAUGAAGGAGAACCCCCGAUGGAGCAGAAAGUCCUCCGCAAAGAUCCCACCACACCCCGCAGAGAUGGCCCAGACAAUGAAAACGUGACCAAGUUGCUUCAGGAAGUCAUGUCAAAUAAACAGGAAGCUGAUACGUUCUCAGAUGAUGACAUGGCAAUUUUAACGUUGAAGAAAUCAGAAGAGGAAGAAGAGUUUGCUGAGUUCAUGUUUGAGGAGUAAUUGAAGUAUCUGUCGUUGAAUGUUGCAUCCUAUUAUCAUACUUCACAAGAAUCUUAAUUUCAUUCUCAACUGUAGAAAAUAUAAUCUAAUGCCGAAAAUCUUAUUGCAUGUGUGGUCAGCGGUACCACGGUUUGUUAUGAGAGUACCAUAUUAGUUUUCUGUGAACUAUGGGUUUGUUAUAGGGCAUCCUUUUGGGCUGUGUUUCCAGAGGUUUAUUGGGGGGCUACCAGAUGUUCGAGCUGUGAUUCAGGAGGACUACUGCACGUUUGCAUGGUGAUCCUAGGGUUUAUUAUUGGGCUGCCACACAUUCAGGCUGUGAUCCAGGGGUAUAGGGUACAUGCGUGGGAUGUAGGGUUACAGCAGUUUGUCCAAAGGCUUUAAGUGCAGGUCGUGUAAUCAUAUGAAUCGAGGUUCAUUCUCACGGUGGAGGUUCUCCUGACUUCAGACGAUAGUGUAACAUUCAUGUUAUCGGUGUGUCCACCCGCUAAAUACCUCUCCUGAUUUAGGUACCGGGAUAGGUUUUUAAUGGGUGCUUGAGGCAAUAUUGCUCAUUUUACCUAUGCUGUUUCCUAAUGAUGCAAUUCUGUGUCUCCUCCUUUUGUUUCCAUUUGUUCCUUCUCUUUGACCUAGUCACCCGCUCUCUACAUUUUGAAGUAAAUUUAUUCUUUCGUCUAAAUAGCUAAUGUGGCUGCUUCUUGUGAUUGUCUUGCCAGCAAAUUAAUGGUUAAGAUCAGGAAUAUACUGCUUGACAGUGUAGUGGAGGCAGGUUCAAUCAAGGCUUUCAAGAGGGAAUUGGAUUAUUAACUGAAAAGAAAAAAUGUGCAGGGUUAUGGGGAGAAGGCAGGGAAGUGGCACAACAUUUCUCAUUCAGAGAGCUGGCACUGACACAACUGGCCAAAUGGCCUCCUUCUGUGCUGUAACAAUUCUGUAACAAUUCCAUUGUUGUAGCCAGCAGCUAGUUGUAAUAAUAACCCCGAUUAGAUUAAAGUGUUUUAUAUUAUUUCAACGGCUUUAUUGAGAUCUAGAGUCGAAAUGUUUAAAAUUCUGAAUCCAGCUCAUCCGUUCGACUGCGGGUAUUUCCCCCAACUUCCCCUGCUGGUUUAGUGGGUGAGCAGCCUGCGUUGUCUGGUGCAAGCCAUGCUGAGGGCUGUAGUACCAGCUCUGAAUUCCUGUCUGCUGCCUGUCAGCCUCUCGCCACAUGUCCAAUCCACCCUCAUCCAAGGCCAGCAACUGGAGUAUUACAGUUCCCUUUAACGUCCCAGGCCUAGGAAGCGGGGAAACCAGCCCCUGACCCUGACACUUAUAGAACAGUCAAACACAGAGGGAGGCCCUUUGGUCUGUCAGGUCUGUGGCAGCUGGCUCUUUCAGAGAGCAGCCCAGUUAAUCCCAUUCCCCCUGCUGUUUCCUCAUGUCCCUGCAAUCCUUUUCUCCUUCGAGAAUUUAUCCAAUUCCUUUUUUGAAAACUGUGUUUCCUCCUCCCUAUUGGGCAAUGAAUUGCAGAUCCUAACCACUCACUGCAAAGAAGGCUUUUGUUAUGCAGUCUCUGAUUCUUUUGCCAACCGCUUUAAGUCUGCAGCCUCUGCUUAUCAGCCGUUCAGGCCAUUGUAAACAACUUCUCUUGACCCCAUCUGAGCCCUUCAUGAUUGUAACCACUGCUGGGGAGUGUUCAGUGUCAGCUGGGGAUUGAUUUGGACGGUUACUGAGGCUCCUGCUCGAAGUAUAACCCCUUGGAUGAGUUACCAGAGGGCAGGGGGAAUGGGGUGAGAAGGGGCACUUACUUUAUUGAAAAACAGUUCAGAAUUUUAACAUUAUAAAAGCUCGUUCUAUUAAACUUUUUCUUAAAAAGUUUGCCAUUGUUAAUUAAUUCCGUUAGAGCGAAGCAGAGGAAGGAACCACCAAGAAUAAUUGUCAGGCUGACAUCACCUUCAAAAGCAGCUUAAUAAUUCCUUACCAAUGUCUGACCUUAAAUAGCAGGAGCUGUUAAUGGACUGAGAUGCUUCUUGAUACCACAAGUUUGGUUUGACGGUUACUAAUGACCUGUUUACAACUUAAGGGUGGAGGAUGUUCAGUUGAAGUGCAGGGCAGGAAAUGCUAGAGAAGCAGCCAGUGCUGUACCGUUGUAUGUUGCUCUUGCCCCGUGCUUAUCAUCAGGAAAAGUGGGAAAACCAUCUAGUUGAUUUCAAAAGGCGAACCCUCCGUUUUCUUCGUGAGCUGGUCUGGUCUCUGGGUUUCUCCAGGUCACCCAUUGCCACUGUUGCUGGGUUGAGUGCCUGACAGUCUCUUCUCCCACCAGGGAUAGACAGCUUCACUGCCAAGAACUCACCCGAUUAACUUGAAAGUCUAUCAGUUGGGCUGCCAGACUGCGGUAACAUUUUAACAUUGCCAUGGCAACCGUAUGCCAUUGCGAUGAGACUCGGCAGACUUCCAGGCUCGACUAACUAACUGCUCUUCCCUUUCCAUCUUAAAAUUCUUCAGGGCUACACGAUAGGUUUGACAAAAUAAUACAUUCCCAGUAGAUUUGUGUUUGGUUAAAAAGCUACUUGACUGACUAACAAAAUAUAUGUAUGUGUGUGUGCGCGUGUGUGAAUUUGUGUGUGUGAACCUGCAUGUAGGUGUGUGUGUGUGUGUGUGUGUCCCUGUGUGUGUGUGAAUGUGUGUGUGUA